Molecule: messenger RNA, 1578 nt
Organism: Coniophora puteana RWD-64-598 SS2
Lineage: Eukaryota; Fungi; Basidiomycota; Agaricomycetes; Boletales; Coniophoraceae
Product: S-adenosyl-L-methionine-dependent methyltransferase
Exons: 5
Coding region: 318-1376 (352 amino acids)
Molecular function (GO): methyltransferase activity
Source: RefSeq, a predicted model, not a curated record
GCACGAUCGAGCCAGCUGUCGAAUACCGCACCGCCCACCCGUAGCCGACGCCCCCACGUCAGGGUCAGUUUGGCACCCCAUCGCCCGAAAUCACCUUUCGAACCGGUCUGGCGUGUCGCCAUAUCGACCUCGUGUCGGUCUUCCGCUGUGUUUCGCUGACUUCCUCGCUUCGUCUUGCCAUCUUUUCUUACGUGGCUAUCAGGCAGCACAUCAUCACACUCCCAUCGACAUCACUGCAUCACCGCUAUUCAUCGCAGACCCUCAAAGUGCCUCACGCAACAAGAGACCGGGAGCCAACGCCCGACCCCGAAUCGGAGAUGGCGAUUGAGAUGCCUCGCGGUACGUCGGGGCACACCGCCAACGAGAGACAUGACGACGAAGACGACGCAGACACAGACAUAGAUGACGGUUCUAGCGAUACAUCGUCGGUACUGACGGAGAUCCACUCGGAUGAUAUCCCGUCGUACUUUGAAGAGCGCGAUGAGAGGCUUUUCCUUUCAAGCUUCCAUUCUCAUGGUAAUUACCCCUUGCCCGUCGACGCAAGAGAGCAAGAGAGGUUGACAUGGCAGCACCGUACGCUGCAUGCCCUGAUCGGGGAGCACUACGUAGGCCCAGUCGAUGUUGUCCUAGACACAGACCAGGACGACAGGCGGAAGAGGGUGCUGGAUUUAGGUACGGGGACGGGCUGUUGGGCCCUAGACAUGGCGCAACAGUUCCCCUCUGCCCGGUUCAAUGCCAUCGACAUUGUACCUAUCCAAACACGCCACCCUCCCAACAAUGUGCAUUUCGAAAUGCACGACAUCACACAAGGAUUCCGCUGGGCGUCAGGCACUAUGGACGUUGUCCACGCGAGGUCCAUCAUGCUCGCUGUGCACGACUACGGCGGCUUCCUAAGCGAGAUCGCACGCGUCCUCCGGCCCGGCGGACUCUUCCUGGCGGGCGAACUCGAGCACAGUGUCAGUUUCGAGCGCGGGAUCCCGCCCAGCAACGGGACACAGGGCAUGGAUCGCUUCUUCACCGUCGUUAACAACGUACUUGGGGAGCGUGGGUUUGUUCAGACCGGAGCGCAUAUCCCGGAAUGGCUACACCGUACGCGCACGAGCGAUGGCCGCCCGGCGUUCACGGAGAUUCAUGUACAGCAGUAUCACGUACCCAUCGGGGGCUGGCGCGCUACCAAUGAGCGCGAGCGCAAGAUGGGCAGGGACUGGCGGAAUGCCAUGGAGAGGUAUGGAGACAGCGUCAAGCCCAUGCUGCUCAGCGAGGCAUCUAUGGAUGCGCACGCUGUGGACGAGCUCGUGCAGGAGUACAAGGAUGACCUGAGCAUGAAUGGAAUGUUCAGCGUAUACAACGCCGUUUGGGCCAUCCGCGCAAAUUGAGGCUCUGGGUUGCUGUCAGGACCUAGUUCUGCCUCAUCCAAGCAUCCAAGCCUAGUGACGACCGCAGCAUAUAUGCUAGUUUCUUGAUUAAAACAGAUUGUUAUCUUGCUUUGUAGUGCUUUCGUAUUGCUUUCGUUUACAUGUCCUGUCGUUGCUGCUUUCGUACUAUCGUUUAUAAAAUCCUGUCGUUACUGUGUUUGUG